AGCGGCCAGCUAUAUAGGAUUUCGUCGCGUCCGACUACUUAAAAGCAGCCAUUCCCUGCCGGAUAAAUAUAGUUCACGCUGGACUCCAGCAGAGUUGCCCCUUUCAGUUAGCAAAAAUCCACCUAAAACAUAUUGAGACCUUGAUUGUUGGAGCUACUAGCUUUGGAACAACACCAGAAGCUGCUGCUGGAAACAAGAACGUUGUAAGACUAUAAUACCCAAUAAAAUGGAGGUCUCCAGUCACGUGACAAAUCUCGAUAUACUCUGUGGAACACACCCGAUCAAGAGUGCUGUGGAAUUCUUAAAUUUCCCAAACAUUGACGUCUUCGCCUCAGUCUAUCUUCGAACUCAACAGUCGGCACUGACCUGGAUUCUUUUAGCUGAGUGCUGCAGCAUCGCUCCCGCGUUCAAACUCCAUUUCUUAUUUUUUUUUGCAGGUCGUGUCCCGUGGGACUAUGCUAUUGGCUCUUUUCUUGGCGAUUGGAUAUAGUUGACAAUUUUCCUUGAAAUUGUUUUCCGACCGACCGAGAAAUGGAGGAAUCCACUUAUUCAAUUCCCGACGACAGAUUCAGUUAUCAAUCAUCUGAUGAUUAUAAUUACAAUUACCGACAAUCGCUCAACAUGUCGUUCACAUUCGGAGAUCAUAACUUGGAAUCGGGGAAAUAUCAGUACGACGCCCUUCCCGUCAACAACUCAGCUGGCGGUGCACGAUGCUCCCUGUUUAACUCGACGGCAGCCAAAAUCGUCCAUCUGAUCGUAUUCGGGAUCGCCCUGCCCACUCUGUUCAUCGUCGUUCCUGUUUAUGCAAAAUACGUGCUCUACGCCGACACGGUCGUCACAUUCGGCGCCUCCGACAUGAGACUGAUGGACGGGCAUGUGUCUACAACUUGGUGCAAGAGUCAACAAAUUCAAAUGAAUAGUUCGUUUGACGCUUAUUUAAUGGCAAAUCGUCCGACACUCACUCCGAAAGCGCAAAUGUUAACUAUGACCCGACAUUUCGAAUUGGACGACGAUUUAAAAGAAUUCUGGGGUUUCUAUUUGCUUAAAGGUUCUGAAGUCACCGUCUCUACCUGCGCUCGAUACCUCGGUGCCAACGUCAUGCUUAUAAAAGGAAUCAACAGUUUGAAAUUUUGCGCGUAUGUUGGCCGAGAAUCGAAAGAAGACGAAUCAAACGAGAUUUUAGGUCUGGAGAAACACAAAUUAGCCGAGCAAUAUCAAUUAGAGACGGAUGACGACGGCGAUUUCAGAGCCCCGGCUCCAGCUCUGUUCAAACAGCCAGCCAAAAAAGAUAAGGACCGGAUUUUACAACUCAUCAAGUCGCACAACGAUAAACGUCGCCUCAUCAAAUUAUUAGAGAGGAAAAACAUCAACUCGGAUCGGAAUGACACGCUCGUCCCAACCGAAGUCGUCGAGAAAGUGGAAAAAGCUCUUCAAAAAAUCCUGCAACAAGAAAUCGAGUCCUUGUAUCAGGAAGUCAAAAGUAUCAUUGCGGCAAACAGCACAAAGCCGGCGAGCAAUACCGACGCCACAAAACAAAAGGCAGCCAAAAAUCGAUGGCCGCUUAAGCCUCUGAACAACCAAGGAGCCAAACUGUCGGCCGUCAUCAACGAAGAAGUCGAUUCUGAGGAGGACGCUGCUUACGAGAUGGACGAGUUGAGUCUAAACACGACUGCGGACGGCAUUGCCGACGAUCGAGGCACUAUUGAUCACAACCACUUCAACGACACUUCCCUGUCCAAUGAAGAGUCUUCCUUCUCCAGCAGUGAGGAGGCCAUGCUCCAUUGUAAAGGAGUUAUCCUCAGCCAGCCCCUUGUGCCCGAGAACCAAUGUAGUAACGACGUUAGUCCUCGUUACAACAAUAUCAAAUACACCAUCGAAGAGGAGGGCUACUAUUAUUUUAUAUUCUCAAGCGCAAAUGAAAAGGUUCGAAACAAGUUGUCGGUGAAAUUCGACCUGCUCAAAACUGUUUUCAACUUGACAGAGGCCACUGAUGUCUGCCACAAUUCGACUAGCUGCAAUUUCCCCCUCAGUUUUUACUCAUCGGAAAAAGUGGUCGUCUCGAUUCCGGUUCCCAACAGCAGCGUCUCGCAGGAAUGGGAUCGCACAUUUGUCGCCCGCGGUGUCUGCGAACCUCGGAUGCCUCUCUAUCUGACAUUUGUCCUUCUCGUGCCACUCUUUCUUGUAUUUUGUGCAUUCCGCUAAACUCUCUAAUUAUAUCGAGAUACUUGCUCCAUGGUAUGUUCUUAAACGUUAAAUGUGAUGUCCUUUUAGACGGUCAUGUCAUAAUAUUGAAGCGCAUUGGUCAAUAAAAUUACGGAAAUGA
This is a messenger RNA of Daphnia pulex (common water flea), 2323 nucleotides long. RefSeq lists its product as uncharacterized. NCBI's taxonomy places the organism in Eukaryota, Metazoa, Arthropoda, Branchiopoda, Diplostraca, Daphniidae. The record is from RefSeq and is a predicted model, not a curated record. The coding region runs from base 532 to 2202 and encodes 556 amino acids. The transcript is spliced from 7 exons.